AGCCACUAGAGAAAAGGACAGAAGAGCAGCUACAGCAGAGAAGCUCUACGUACAUUGAAAGGUGCCCUGUGGCAGGGCCUAGAAUUCUAUACUAUAAUCUGGAGCGAGUAUAUAACUGGGUGACAAGAAUGGGCCUGGCCAGGAAGAGGCCACGAGAGGACAAGGAAGACAAUCAUGAUGCUCCUCAUUCAAAGAGGAAUAAGAAGGACCAGGCCUUCCAGGACUCUCGCGCUGUAGAGUCAUCAAGCAGUGGUAAUUCAAGGAGCCACAGCAGCACCAGUAACACCAAUACAGAACGUAUGUCAGACAACUGCUUAAACCAGAAUGUGCCUGAACGUAACUACAAUGUCCCUGAGUUUUCUCAGAAGUAUACAGUGUACGAAAAUCAAGGGUCUUACUCCCAUAUUAACCAGAUAUUGAAGGAGGCUCAUUUCUACAGCCUACAGCAGAGAGGACAACCUCCAAUAUGAUGACCUGGAUACUCCUCAUCAUUUGUUUAUAAAAAGUAAUGGCAUCCAUACAAAGAAGUCUUGGCUUUUGCAUGUAAUUUCAGUAAGAGGUCAAUGGGCGUUUGUACUCUUUCGCUUGUUUGCUCCACCACUCGAAUUCCAAGGUUCAUUCAUGAUACUUUGAUGUUUUCUGUCAAGUCUGGUGUCCAAUUCAUGUUAAGUAGUAACAGGAGGAAUUCUCCUGAUACUGAACAGCUUAUAUGUCCAAUUUGGGUUGGGUUCUAGGUCACUCUUUUAGAGUCUCCAUGUUAAAUGUGGUUUUAAAAUGUGACUCCUUUUUCUGAAAGGCUAAGUGGCCUGGGAAAGUGUGUGGUUUCAUUAAAGCAUUAAAGGAAAAAACCAUCAACAAACAAGCCAACA
This is a messenger RNA of Mesocricetus auratus (golden hamster), 869 nucleotides long. Its product is annotated as protein FAM104A-like. NCBI's taxonomy places the organism in Eukaryota, Metazoa, Chordata, Mammalia, Rodentia, Cricetidae. The transcript is spliced from 3 exons. The coding region runs from base 129 to 470 and encodes 113 amino acids. The record is from RefSeq and is a predicted model, not a curated record.